Molecule: messenger RNA, 1379 nt
Organism: Plectropomus leopardus (leopard coralgrouper)
Lineage: Eukaryota; Metazoa; Chordata; Actinopteri; Perciformes; Serranidae
Cellular component (GO): plasma membrane
Molecular function (GO): transmembrane signaling receptor activity
Source: RefSeq, a predicted model, not a curated record
ACCAUCAGUCUCAACAUGAAACUCCAUCACACUUUGAUCUGCUUCUUCCUCCUCUCUUUGCAGGAUGAAAAAUCUGGUCUCAUCAGUGCACAAGUCUAUCCAAGAAUUGAAGGAGAAAAUUUCACAGUAAAUUGCCUCUUCACCUUCUCAAGAAACAGGAAGUAUUUUUGUAGAGACAAAUGUGAACAAAAAGACACUCUUAUUGAAACAAAUGGGGUUAGAGCUCGGGAAGGCAAAUACAGCAUUGAAUAUAAACGAGAGAGAGAGCUUUCUGUGACCAUCACUCAGCUGGCAAAGUCUGACUCAGGAGUGUACGGAUGUGGUUUGGGGUUUACCUCACCGGUCAAGUUUGAAAUCAUUGUUGUAGAUGCACUGCUGAUGGGAGGUCCCUCUGAUGAACACACUCUCCACACACAACCUGGAGGAAAUAUUGUAGUGGCAUGCUUCUUUAAUGUCUUUGAAAACAGGAAAUACUUCUGCAAGGAAGAGUGUAAAAGAAGUAGCAUUCUUGUUGAAACGACUGGCAACAGAAAUCAGAGAGGCAGACACAGCAUCAGAUAUGUAAAGGAAACUUCAUCAGGUUCAUCAGGAGUUUUGUAUGUGAACAUGACUCAGCUGUCCAAGUCUGACUCAGGACAGUAUAGGUGUGGUCUGGACUCUUCCUUCUAUGUAGAUCCCUACCGCAGCUUUGAGGUCACUGUCACAGAAGCUCCAAAAACUUCAAGACCAAACUUAAAUCCAACAACUGUUUUACCACCAGUCCCAUCAGCUUCCACAUCAACAACCACACCAAGUUCAAACUCCAACUCAGGAGGCUCCGCACCUCCUGGCACAAGAACUACAGAUGUGCUGCUGUAUGUGGGCCUGACGCUGAUCGUCAUGGUUAUGUUAUCACUGUCUGUGCUGAUUGUGUGCAGAAAAGUGACUUCUAAAGCCAAAGAGCCUCCUGCGGAAACAGAGUUCACUUCUGUCACAGAGACAAACCAAGUGUACGAGAAUAUCAGAGAGUGCAGAAGGAGCAGAUCUCCCCCUGCCGAAGACGACUGGAGUAGACUCACCUACUCUGAGUUGGAUUUUUCCAACCGCGGCGUCGGCUCGUCCAGGAGAGCCCUCCGUAGCGACGGUGACAAUGUUGUGUACUCGGUUCCUCGAGUACAAGCGAGCUCUGAAGCCAGCCGUGCUGAAGAUCAUCUGUCCGUGUACUCUAAUGUUACUUAACUCCAGAGCUGCCACAUUUAAUCUCACAGUUGGCAACAAAAAGCUGGUUUAAAUGAAUGAACUGUAAAUAAUGUGGAACAUGCACACAAACAUCUUUCUGUGUGAUAUGACUUGUAUUUAUGUGAUAAAAUGUUCUAGUUCUGUCUUUAGUAACAUCGCCA